AUGUGUCCCCUAGGACGUCCUAUGACGGAUAGCGCAACCCUAAUGACGAACUGGAGCAGCUACAUUGACCCUUUGUCCGCGGCCCAUGAUCCGGCAUUGAGGGUGCACAUGUGCGGGGCGAUGGGGCUCAUAAACCACCCUAUGUGGUCAUCAAAGUGCGCUCUUCUCGGGGACAGGCGACAAUGCGCUUCUCCGCUGCAUCACGAACUCCGUUUCCUCGGUCCCUCCGACUCGAGGAGAAUUUAUUGGCAUCACGAGGUACAAGGGGGUAGCUCGUGA
Messenger RNA from Nezara viridula (southern green stink bug), 279 nucleotides. The record is from the annotation of a GenBank genome assembly. NCBI's taxonomy places the organism in Eukaryota, Metazoa, Arthropoda, Insecta, Hemiptera, Pentatomidae.